AUGUACAAAACAAGCGCAAACUUCCAGCACGUGGGCCAGGGCGUGCUGACCCCUGACCCGCCCGCGCCGGCGGAGCGCACGCAGACCCCCGAGUGCGGGAGCCCCGCACCGCCCGCCGCCCGGCCCGGCCCGGCCCGGCCCGCGCGCAACGCCCGCCGCCAACGCUCGCAGCCGCGCGCGCCCAGGCCAGGCCCCGCCCCGCGCCGCGGUGAUUGGCCGGGCCGCGCCCUUCGCGGCUGGGGAACGCCCCCCUGCGACGGACACCCCGGCAGCCAAUGCGCCGCCGCAGCGCCUGGCGGCCCGCCCUCCCGCCCCCGCCGGGGCCGGCGCGGGGCGGGCGGUUGGAGCCUGGUAACGGUUGCCGCUACAACGCCCGCCCCCGGCGCGGCCGGCGGGAGGGCUGCUCGAGGCCGGCGGGCGGGCGGCGGGAGCCUGAGGAGGAGCGGCCGCCGCCGCCGCCACCGCCGCCGCCAUAGAGACUGUAGCCGUGGAGACUGUUACUUACCAACGGGGACCAACACGCAGCAGCCGCCGCCGCCGCCGCCGCGGGAGCCGCUGCCCGAACUCCCGGCCCGAACUCCAGCCCUGGCCCUCCCGGUCCAGUGCCCCUGGGAUCAGGAUCCCGUCCGCCUCAACUCCCCGCAGUCUGCAGCCCUGCCGCAGACAGCGCUAGGCCUGGCCUGGAGGGCCCGGCGAAACCUGGCUGGCCUGUAG
This is a messenger RNA of Oryctolagus cuniculus (rabbit), 714 nucleotides long. The record is from RefSeq and is a predicted model, not a curated record. NCBI's taxonomy places the organism in Eukaryota, Metazoa, Chordata, Mammalia, Lagomorpha, Leporidae.